Molecule: messenger RNA, 1271 nt
Organism: Drosophila yakuba
Lineage: Eukaryota; Metazoa; Arthropoda; Insecta; Diptera; Drosophilidae
Gene: Fer1HCH
Product: ferritin subunit
Exons: 4
Coding region: 355-1083 (242 amino acids)
Biological process (GO): intracellular iron ion homeostasis; iron ion transport
Cellular component (GO): cytoplasm
Molecular function (GO): ferrous iron binding; ferric iron binding
Source: RefSeq, a predicted model, not a curated record
CGCCGUUCAGAGCGACAGUUCGCUUUCGAGUUCGCUAAAACACAACGCAGAAAGGCAUUAGCUCCACUGAAAAAUCUGAUUAAAGCUGUCAGCAGAAGGUACUGGAAAGCAUUCGAGAAGUCGAAAAUAAUCCCAAUCAAGCCCAUCAAAUUGAAGCAGGCGACGCCUUCUGCGCCAGUGUGUGUAAAGGCAGCUAGAUUUUCAAUUUCAACGCCGAGAAGGGCCCUAUUUAACAUUGUAGCCCAACUCGAGUCGCCUCAUUCUCAUUUGUGCAUUUCAAGCAAAUCAAACUAAAAGUGACAAACAAAUUUUGGUUCUGUGAUUUUGUGUAAAGACUUCCUUCGACGAUCAAAGAUGGUGAAAUUAAUCGCUAGCCUGCUCCUGUUGGCCGUGGUGGCCCAGGCCUAUGGAGACUUCAAGUCCAAGCAAGAAAGCAAGAGUUUCGUGAGAGAGCUGCAGAAAGAGCGAAAAGCGCAGCAAGUUAAAGAAAAACAAAACUCAAACCAUGGAGGUCAAGACCAAGAGUGCAAAGGCUCCCUGGCUGUUCCUGAGAUUACCAGGGACUGGGUGGACAUGAAGGAUGCCUGCAUAAAGGGCAUGCGCCACCAGAUCCAGGAGGAGAUCAACGCCUCCUACCAGUACCUGGCCAUGGGUGCCUACUUCUCCCGUGACACCGUCAACCGCCCUGGAUUCGCCGAGCACUUCUUCAAGGCCGCCAAGGAGGAGCGUGAGCACGGAUCCAAGCUGGUUGAGUACCUGUCCAUGCGCGGUCAGCUGACCGAGGGCGUUAGCGAUUUGAUUAAUGUGCCGACUGUGGCCAAGCAGGAGUGGACCGAUGGCGCUUCCGCCCUGUCCGACGCGCUCGAUCUGGAGAUCAAGGUGACCAAGUCCAUCCGCAAGCUGAUCCAGACCUGCGAGAGCAAGCCAUACAACCACUACCACCUGGUGGACUACCUGACCGGUGUCUAUCUGGAGGAGCAGCUCCACGGACAGCGAGAGCUCGCCGGCAAGCUGACCACUCUAAAGAAGAUGAUGGACUCCAACGGCGAACUGGGCGAGUUCCUGUUCGACAAGACCUUGUAAGGAGGUGGAGAUAGAGAGAAGGCGCAGCGCCCAGUCACGCAUCAAAAUUAUCAGCCAGUCGAGUUAUCUGUUAUCUGUUAGACCAGAGAGCCUUCCCGAGGGUCCGCUAUUAAAUCAUCACCAGCCCAGUCGGCGACUGGCCAAUAAAUUAUCCGUUCGACUGCGAUCCUCAAACCAGCACAGCAAAA